Molecule: messenger RNA, 1523 nt
Organism: Trichomycterus rosablanca
Lineage: Eukaryota; Metazoa; Chordata; Actinopteri; Siluriformes; Trichomycteridae
Product: cell adhesion molecule 4-like
Exons: 5
Coding region: 76-1020 (314 amino acids)
Biological process (GO): cell adhesion
Molecular function (GO): integrin binding
Source: RefSeq, a predicted model, not a curated record
UCAGACUCUGCGGGUUUAGUUUAGGUAUUCAUUCUGGUUUCUGGGGUUUGUUUAGGUUCUGUAAAGAUUUCUGAGAUGAUUAAAGUCGGAUUAUUUAUUCAGCUCGUUCUCCUGACUGCUGCAGAUGAUUCCCUGGUGAUCGAACCCUCCAGGCUGGUGGUGGAACAUGGAUCUCGAGCCUCAGCCAACUGUUCCAGUAAGAGAAGGCCUACAGGAAUAGGCUGGGAGGCCUCAGAGGGACAGGUGGACAUGACGACUGGAGUCCAGUUCCUCACGUGGACGGUGGAGAAACUCACACAAUGGGAUAUAAAACCGUUGUGCUAUGCUAACUUUGAGACAGAGCAGGAGACGGUGCCACUCCCAGUUACGGUUUACAAGAGUCCGGACAGCGUGUCCAUCAGUUUUCGGAAGCACACGGGAGCAGUGAUGGAGGGGACCGUCUACACCCUCCAGUGUGACAUCAAGAACGUCGCUCCAGUUCAGAAUCUUACAGUAAACUGGUACAAACACCAGUCAGUACUGGACCAGGCCACCUUCACCAAUUCCACCAAGACUCCAGUAAGUACCUCUGCUGACCUCCAGAUCAAACCCAGCAGAACUGAUGAUGGAGAGACGUUCCGCUGUAAAGCAACACUAGAACUGGGACCGGACGGACCUCAACCUCCUCCUACGGUGACCUCCGACCCUCUCAGCAUUACCGUGCACUAUAAACCCGAGUUCUCUAAUCACACAGAGACGAUUAAACAGACCGGAAACGUGAUCCUGAAUUGUACGGUGACGUCUCAACCCCCUCCCGUCUACACCUGGAGCUUAGGAGAUCUGAACCUGAACCAUUCUUCAUCUGUUUACUCGUCUUCCUCUCUGAGAUCAGGAAACUACACCUGCACCGCCGCAAACUCUCUCGGCUCCGCUAAGAAACUCUUCAUCGUUGAGGGUAAGAAUGGCGCGCCUCCCGGCGUUACCGUGAUGAAUGCGCUGGUGAUAUUGGCGGCUGUGCUGAGUGUAGUAGUAGUGGAAUAGAAUUCAUGCCCUUCAUACCCAUCUAAAGAAGAACCUCAGCGUUAGCCUCAGCUGAUGAAAAUAAUUCAGUACAAAGAAUCAUCAAGUCUCGUAAAUUAAACGAUUCUGAAACAGGACGCUGUCCACAGUCGAGCAAGCUUUACCUUAAAGCUCGAUGAGGUUUUUAUUGAAGCAGCAGGAGCGUCUCUUUGCAUGCCAGCUUCUACACAAUGCUGCAAACAAGGGAAUUCUUUUUUUACUGUAGAUACACUAUGUGGACAAAAGUAUUGGGACGCCACUUCUAAUUACUGAAUUCAUGCAUUUCAGCCACAGCAGUUACAAACCGGUGUAAUAAAUCAACCAUAUUAAUACAAUGAUAUGCUUCCGACUUUGCAGCAACAGUUCAGGUGUCCAAAUACUUUUGGCCAUAUAGUGUAAAUUACAGCUGUAAUUGAUAAGAACAGUGUUGAUGUGUUUGUAAAAUGAAAGUUCAUGAUUAAAGGAUUAAAGUUAAAAAUGUGAAA